UGUUCACAUCCUCUCACACCUCCUGCCGAACCGAAACCUCACGAAAGAACAGAUGAUCGGCUCUCUGUCUCGUGUCUCCUGCAUUCGAAUGACGUAGUGUGAUGCGGGUGUGUUUCUCAUGUGAAGGGUCUUCUCUUCUCCACCUCUCACUGAGCUUCAGCCGGUUCUGCUGCUGGCAACUUCUGCCAAUCUCUCCGAAAGGACGUAUUCGGGGAAAUCUUCAUCAGAUAUUGCGCUCUUGAGUUACAGUUGUUUUACAGUAGCCCAGAAUCUGUGCGUCGGGCGCGCGCACUGCUUUUAUAUGCGCGGACUUUUUAUCAUAUCGGAUAAAAGUGUCACUGUAGUGCAUGAUUUUAUGCGCGUGUUUUAUUGCUGAUGUGUGUUAGAAUGAACACAUGAACACUGACUCUGUGUGAUUUGGUCUCUCAGGGCGGCGCGGUCCACAGUUAUUGAACGUAGUGCGGACAUUUACACCACAGACAGGUGAUCAUCUUGGACAUUUGAGCACUUUGUUGAGAAGAACAAAGCCACAGAUGUGAAUUAAAGUGAACUGAAGAAAGAGGAAAAUACGUGUCCAAGUGCGCCGUAGUGAUGCUGCAAGUGGAAAUGAUCAUAUUCGUGGGUGUGAUUCUGUGGAUGUGUGUAUUUAGUCAAGAGCCCAGCUCAAAGGUGAUGGCUGAUCGAUAUGCUGUCUACUGGAACCGAACCAACCCCAGGUUUCACCGUGGCGACUAUCACAUCGACGUCUGUAUAAACGACUAUCUGGACGUCUACUGUCCGCACUAUGAGGACACAGUACCAGAGGAGAGGACAGAGCGGUACGUCCUCUACAUGGUCAACUAUGACGGCUACAGUACGUGUGAUCACACGGCGAAGGGGUUUAAACGGUGGGAGUGUAACCGACCCAACUCGCCCAACGGCCCGCUCAAGUUCUCGGAGAAGUUCCAGCUCUUCACUCCAUUCUCACUGGGGUUUGAGUUUCGACCGGGUCGCGAGUAUUAUUACAUAUCAUCCAUGAUCACAGACACGGGGAGAAGAUCGUGUCUCAAGCUAAAGGUUUACGUGAGACCACCAAAUGGCUGUGAGAAAACCAUAGGCGUUCAUGACCGUGUGUUUGUCGAUAAUGACAAAGUAGACAGUGCGUUAGAACCCAGAGACGACACCAGUCACGAGGCGGAACCUUCCCGAAGUGACGUGUCUAAUUCAGGAAUGCGACCUCAAGCAACUCGCCCCCUGCUGGCCGUCCUGUUGCUGUGCGUCUCUUUGUUUCUCACCUUAUAGCCCCCUAACCCACCCCUGAACCGACCCCUCUCUGAACAGCCGGGUCUGAGCACGAGCGGUCCGGCGCCGGAGAGACGAGACGGAUCUGAUAUUCACCAGGAACAAUUCGACUCCGCUGUUUUGUUUUCAAAAUAUUUAAGUGGUCCUUUGCUGUCUUUAAUUAGGAAAAGUUGAUUAGCCGUGCUUAGAAGAAACGCAGAUCACCUGUUUAACCAAUCGACUGUGACCAUGCGUGAUCAUGUCUUGACGGCCGGUCACAGGGGAUUGGCUGCUGGGAAGAGAGGGGGAGGAGUCUGAGAUUCAGAGAGUGCUUAACUUGGGUCCAUUGGGAGCGAAUCGCUCCUUGUGUUAGUAAUUAGAGCAAGUGUUCAGAAUCAAAGAACCUCCCAUGAGAAUGCUUCAUGUUGAUGGUUUAUAAGUAGGUGUCACUAAACAGACGUAAACAUCAAACCUUAAACUGUGUUCACUGGCUCAGAUCUGCUGUUAGCGAUAAGUAUACAAAGACUUCUUGCCUUUCGCCCUGUAUCUGCCUUCCCUUAACAAAUUGCAGAAUUCAUCUGAUGAAACGGUCCGGAAAGAUGAGCGGAAAGAAGAUGGUGUUUGAGUCAAUUAGUCUGAAAGUCUCUUUACGUUACGUAGAGUAGGAAUUUGGAAGUUCAGUUUGUGUUCGACUGCAAUUUGAGGGACUUGUCUUAGUAGACCACACCACAAAAAAACAACGAUUUUGUAUUUUCUAAGAUAAUCUUACUGCAACUUAAAUAUCUAUAUUUUUCCAAUGACCUUUUAUCAGUGGAUAUGAGAUAUCAAUGUAAACGGAUCACUGAAAUUCUGUUUUUGUCAUCACUGUUUGUUCGACUCUGUUAGGAACCAAAUAUAUCAAAAGGGGCUCCAUGUUUUCCCCUGUUCAUAGGGGUGGGACAAACAAACUUUUGUUUGAAUAGGCCUUAUACUGUACACAAUACUAAUAUGUCUAAGUGCUUACAAUUUAGCAUUUAAGUGGGGUGUAGUUUAAUCUGUUUAGUUCAUUAAUACAAUUGUUUGUUAUGCACAAAUAGCUGUCAAUCAAUUUUGACUUGUUUAUUAAUAUGCUGAUAUACAACACGCAUUAGCACUCGACUCGACCAUGGGCAUUCCCUAAAACUCCUUCAAAAGCCUAACAUAUGAGAGAGGAACAAAUUGGGGAAUCUGGCGAAACUGGUCAAGAAUAUUUCCAGGUCGUAUUUUAACCCCAAUGGAAGAAUGAAAGCCGGUUUUAGUGCCAUUCAAACAUUUUCUCUCAAUGCUCAUUACAUAUUAAUGAGGGGAAAUAAAACACUGGCAUGUAAAUGUGAUAUGUGUAACGUUUCGGAUGUUAAACUUUUUUUCUCAAAUAUCAUUUUAAUGUGGAUAGGCAACUAUUAAGAAUCCAUAUUUGAUUUUCUGAAGUUUUCAAAAUAUGUUUGAGCAUCCCGUCACACGUUGGUGCCUUGAUCCUGCCGCGAAAUGAACUAAUUAAUAGAAAAGGUCAUUUUUUUCUUGCAAUCACGAAAAAUAGUCACAAUUUUGAGUUUAUAUUCCAAAAUUGCCUCAUAAUAUUUCACAAUUGCUAAAAAUAAGGUUACAAAUGUGAGAUAUAGUGACAAUUUCGUGAUUUUAACGUAUAAUUCUGAGAUAUAAAAUUGCAAUUGCAAGAUAAAGUUAUCAAUAUAAGAAAGAAAGACACAAUUGCGAGAUGCAAACGUAUAAUUCUGAGAUAUAACAUUUAAGUUGCGAGAAACAAAGUCGCAAUUCUAAGAAAUAAAGACGCAAUUGGAAGACAUCAUUUUUAAAUUGCAAGAUAUAGUCACAAUUUCAUUAUUUAAACAUAAUUCUGAGAUAUAAAAUUUUAAUUGUUAGAAAAAGUCGCAAUUCUAAGAAAUAAAGACCCAAUUGUGAAAUAUUAUCUAAAAAUUAAAAUAUAUUGUCAAAAUUUCGUCAUUUAAACGUAUAAUUCUGAGAUAUAAAAUUUUAAUUGUGAGAAAAAGUAAUUCUAUGAAAUAAAGACGCAAUUGUGAGAAAUAAACUUGAAAAUGUGAGAUAAAAUAUUUACAAUUGCCAAAAUGACCUUUUUUUAUUUCAGGGCAGGAUCCGGCUUCAUUAUGACUUAGCAACACUGACACUGGGGGGGGGGGCUUCGAGAAACCUCUUUGAAAACAGUCAUUGUGCGAUAAUGUGUCACAUAAAUUAGACACUUCUCCUUUAAACUAUGAAGUAAUGGGAGCAUUUCUUCGGCAGCCUUUAAUCUGUUAAACAUUAUUACAGUAAUUAUUAAUGGAAUCACCAUUGAGAAUAAUGGAAAUUACUCAAACUCAAAAGUAAAAAAAAAAUUAUUUAUCUAAUUAAUAGAUAUUUCUCUUUUGUUUUGGGGGUGAAAUAUGACCUGGAGAUGAAAAGACUUUGAUUUGUUGUUUGCCCGGUUACAUCCCCCCACCACAUUUCCCAGUUUAAGAGCCUUAAUGAGCUUCAACGGCAGCCAAUCAGAGCUCAUGUGUUGGAGAGAAAGUAUUUGUGAUAUUAAAAUAGACGGUGAAGCGUCAGGUCAGAUUUUGC
Molecule: messenger RNA, 3849 nt
Organism: Xyrauchen texanus (razorback sucker)
Lineage: Eukaryota; Metazoa; Chordata; Actinopteri; Cypriniformes; Catostomidae
Product: ephrin-A5b-like
Exons: 5
Coding region: 592-1281 (229 amino acids)
Biological process (GO): ephrin receptor signaling pathway; regulation of actin cytoskeleton organization; regulation of cell-cell adhesion
Cellular component (GO): external side of plasma membrane; plasma membrane
Molecular function (GO): ephrin receptor binding
Source: RefSeq, a predicted model, not a curated record